GUUUCGGUUUUGGGAUGGUUUGGGAUGUUCCAUGAGCCCACCCAACAAAAGCUAAACCAACUGGCUUGGGCAAAGCUCCCAAGCCAAGCGCCGGGGCCGCUGCGAUGAGUUUGCAGCCUUGGGGUGGUCAUGGUGACUUGGAGCCCAUAACCCUGGGGACGCCAGGUGAAAGCUCCAGGGGUUUGCCUCCUAUUCACUUUGAAACUUCGCAGAAGACCCCUUCGACUGGCCGCUCCCGUCCACCAGUGAAAUUCCAGGACUUGCCAGCUGGACUUGCUCCGAUGAGUCGGGAGGAGACGGUUUCGGUGAUGCGUUGGGAGGAUGACCGCCGUUCCUUAUGGCAAUGGCAAUGCCAAGCCGAGCAACGUCUAAACGAGCUCCUGCAGCUAGAGAAGGACCGCGGCGCUGCCGUUCGGGAGCUUCGACAAGAUGUACGUGCCAUGAGCCGUGCAGUGGCGAUUCUACAAGAGCAGGUGGCCGCAUGUUUACGCGCGCAAAGGCCUGUGGAAGCACAACGCCUAGAUUUGCACACUUUUCGCUUGUCAGCGCUCUUCAGCGCUGUAAAGCGCUUGACACAGGUGAAUUCGUGCGAGGCCUCCUUGCGGAAAGCCAUGGCCUGCUGGUCACAGCUUGUCAAGGCCAAAGAAAUUCGCAAGGAGAUCUCAGAUCGCAAUCGGGCUGAGAUCGGCACCGGCAGAUUUCUGGAAGUGAUGGAGACCCUUGAGGGGCAGGCCAUCGCCGUGCAGGAUCUGAGUGAACUAGUUCGUGCAGAGCUCAACCUGGAGGUGGCGGAGCGCGAGCACUUGCGUCGCCUCUCAGAGGCUGAUGCUUCGAGGGAGGAGGCCGUUCGCAAGCUUUCUCUCCGAGUUGAUGCUUUGGAGGCAAAGGGCGCUGACCUCAGCGCCGUGCUCUUAGAAGCGCGGCGUAUGGAGCAGCGUGCAGAGGCCGCCGCUGAGCAGGUGCAGCGGAGAGCAGAUGUGGCAGUGGCUGCGUUGGUGCAGCGCAUGCAGGAGAAUGAUUGGCCAAUGGACUCUGAAGGUUUGAAUGCGGGUACGACCUGCGCCAAACAAACCUGUCGUGAGAUGAGAGCAAAGAGGGAGUUAGAGCUGGGAAGCACGAUUGCAAUAUCCGCAGUGUGGCGAAGCUUCUUCGACUUUUCCUCUGUAGCCAUGGGCCAAAGCUGUCAAAGCUGUCAGACUGGUGCUCAUCGAUUCCCCGAGCAGGGUGCGCCCAAGCCCUCUGAUGAGAUGCAGGGAUGGACAAAAGUCUACUCUCUGGGCCGCCUCUUGGGGGAUGGAAUCUCAGCCAAAGUCUUUGAAGCAGAGGCACGCGAUUUGGUAGCCAUCAAGCGCUUUCACCGCCUUGGCAGUCGCACGUUCAAUAAAGAGCUCACAGCCUUGAAACGCGUGGGUACCCAUCCCAACGUUCUUCGCUUGCUGGAGAGCUAUCAGGGCUUCAACCGUGAAGACGUUUUGGUCCUUGAAUACUGCGAUGGCUCCACGCUCUACGACCUCUACGCCCGGGAGCACCCCAAGGGUGGCCUUCCAGAACGUCUGGUAGCGCGGCUUCUUCGCCAGCUCUUCCUCGCGUUGCAGCACUUGAGCAGUUGCGGCGUCGAGCACCAAGACGUGAAGCCUGAAAAUAUGAUGCUCUUUGACGUGGCCGUUUCAGCCUUCCAAGCAGAGUUGAAGCUUGGUGAUUUCGGCUGGGCGGCCAUUGCAGCACCAGAGGGGAAGGCGACAAAGCCACCCCCGACAGGUGCUGGCUCUCUGUGGUAUGCACCGCCUGAACUGAACCCGCCGGUGGAGGGCAUCGAGCCAGAGCCUCUGGCGGUGGACCAGCAUGGCGAGCCCAUCAAGGGUCUCAGUGACAUGUGGAGUGCCGGUGUGGUGCUCUAUCUUCUGCUGGUGGGCCACAAUCCCUUCAACCAGGCUUUGAAGCAACAAACCCAGGAAGCUCAGGACCAGGAAGUGCUGCGGCUUGUGGCGCAUGGCAGGUACAAUGCUCGAACAGAGAGGUGGCAGGGACUUCACCCCGAUGCUCGUGACCUCGUGGAAAAGCUGCUCAAAGUCACACCUAGCCAAAGGCUGCCACCCUCGGAUGCACUUCAACAUUCAUUUGUGACAAAGCGCACAGUUUCUGGCGGCGUAUCAGGCUAUGGUGGAAAUUCUAGUGCUAUCUCCACUUGUAUGGAUGGAGAGCAUUCCGUUUUUUUUCCACGGCUCUGUAGCACCUUGGGCAGGGCGCGAGCGGCGGUGGCAGCGACUGGACGGUUUUCAACGGCUGGCCUGGCUGGCCAUGGCACGAGCUCUUGCUGA
Durusdinium trenchii is the source of this 2318-nucleotide messenger RNA. NCBI's taxonomy places the organism in Eukaryota, Dinophyceae, Suessiales, Symbiodiniaceae. The record is from the annotation of a GenBank genome assembly.